AUGGGCGGCAUGGCGAGCCAAAACGUGCUGAAUUUGGCGGAUGCAGCCAUGGUGGGGAGGUUGGGCACCGCGAGCGUCGCGGCGGUGGGGCUGGGGAGCACGAUGAAUUUUCAGUGCCAAGCGGCGCUUCAGGGCGUGGCGAGCGGCGUCCAGGCGAUGGCGGCGAGACGAAUGGGUGAGGGGAGAUACGACGAAGUCGCGCGACCGUUGAACGCGGCUUUGAUAUUAGUGUGUUUGAUGGGGGUGCCACUGGCGAUAUUGGCGUUUGUUUACGCGGACGCGCUGGUUCCGCUGUACACGACGGACGCGAGCGUGGUGGCCAACGCGGUGCCGUAUUUACGAGCUAGAGUGCUGGCGGUGCCGGCAGUGGGGAUCAAUUUCGCAUUCAGAGGAUUUUGGAACGCGAUUCAACAGCCGCAGGUGUACAUGAACACGUUGAUCGUCAUGCACACGGUGAAUUUCACGCUGUCGUUGAUUUUGACAUUUGUGGGCGUGCCCCAGUUGGGCGUGCCCCCGCUCGGAGCUCUGGGCGCGGGAUUGGGGACGAGCUUUAGUAUCUGGUGUGGGACGGCGAUGUACAUGUAUCAAGGGAUGAAACGGGCGACGAAACUUGGAUUCUUACAAAAGAGACCGACGAUGGCGGAUUUGCGCGUGCUCGCCACGCAGGCGUUGCCGACGUCGGUGACCAACUUGCUGUACGCGUCGGGCAUGAUGACGUUGUAUUCAAUUGUCGGGCGCCUCGGCACGACGGAAGUGGCGGCGGUGAACGUGCUCAUCAAUCUGAUGUUAUUCUUGAUCUUGCCGUGCAUGGGUAUGGGUCUCGCCGCCGGCGCGCUGAGCGGUCGAGCGCUCGGUCGAGGGGACGUGGAAGACGCCAAGCAGUGGCCGUGGGACGUCGCGAAAAUCACCGCUCUUUUGAUGUCCGUCGUCGGCUUCGGCCUCGCGUUGUGCCCUCGAGUGGUUUUAGGGGUGUUUUUGACGGAUCCACACGCGGUGGACAUCGCGGUGACCCCGCUUCGCAUGACGGGUCUCACCGUGUGCGGCGACGCCGUCAGCCUGACGAUGCAAAACGCUCUCCUGGGCGUCGGCGACGCCAAGCGCGUGGCGCUCGUGAGCAUCCUGAGUCAAUGGGCACUAUUUUUACCCUCAGCCUACCUCGCCGUCGCGGUGUUCGACCAAAAUCUCACCGUCGUUUGGACUCUGUACGUCGCCUACAGAUUCAUCCAAGGCUUGGUGUACGCCAACAUUUGGCGAGGCGGCGCGUGGGCGAAAAUCAAGCUCGCGUAG
Molecule: messenger RNA, 1287 nt
Organism: Ostreococcus lucimarinus CCE9901
Lineage: Eukaryota; Viridiplantae; Chlorophyta; Mamiellophyceae; Mamiellales; Bathycoccaceae
Product: MOP(MATE) family transporter: multidrug efflux
Exons: 1
Coding region: 1-1287 (428 amino acids)
Biological process (GO): transmembrane transport
Cellular component (GO): plasma membrane
Molecular function (GO): xenobiotic transmembrane transporter activity; antiporter activity
Source: RefSeq, a predicted model, not a curated record